AUGCCGAGGUUUAUGUGCAUCUUAUCCAGCAUACAUAACAGUAAAAAGACAAUAGCAUAAGGCAAGAUAGCUGCGGAGAAGGCGGUGGAGAACCCGUCGUGUGCUGAGAUCCGGGACGUUCUGACCGCCGCUGGACUCAAUGUUCUGGUGGAGAACAAGAUGUAUCCGCGCGAAUGGAACAGAGACGUUCAGUUUAGAGGAAGAGUGCGGAUUCAGCUCAGACUCGAGGACGGAAGUCUGUGCCACGAGAAGUUUGCGUCUAGGAAAGAUGUGAUGUUUUUUACGUGGACGGUAGAUGUCCCGAAACUGAAGAGCAGAACGCAGAAGAGCGGCGGCGCCGAGGCCGGAGCGCAGCAGGGAGAAGGAGGGAAGGAAACGAAAGCAAAGAAGAAGAAGAAGUGA
Cyprinus carpio (common carp) is the source of this 402-nucleotide messenger RNA. Its product is annotated as signal recognition particle 19 kDa protein. Gene Ontology annotation, molecular function: 7S RNA binding. Gene Ontology annotation, biological process: SRP-dependent cotranslational protein targeting to membrane; SRP-dependent cotranslational protein targeting to membrane, signal sequence recognition. The record is from RefSeq and is a predicted model, not a curated record. Lineage: Eukaryota; Metazoa; Chordata; Actinopteri; Cypriniformes; Cyprinidae. Gene Ontology annotation, cellular component: signal recognition particle, endoplasmic reticulum targeting.